Molecule: messenger RNA, 4841 nt
Organism: Vespula pensylvanica (western yellowjacket)
Lineage: Eukaryota; Metazoa; Arthropoda; Insecta; Hymenoptera; Vespidae
Gene: mub
Product: poly(rC)-binding protein 3
Exons: 8
Coding region: 632-2035 (467 amino acids)
Biological process (GO): regulation of RNA metabolic process; regulation of gene expression
Cellular component (GO): cytoplasm; nucleus
Molecular function (GO): mRNA binding
Source: RefSeq, a predicted model, not a curated record
AGAGGUAUAAAGAAAAGAAGAGAAGCGAAGAGAAGCGAAGAGAAGCGUUCGCGAUCGAUUCAAAGUGUGCGCCAAAUUGGUCGGUAGUGGUACGGUUAACGCAUGCGCGAGAAACGAACGAAUGGGGUGACUCGUAGGGUAUAGUAGAUAGUGUCUGCCGAUAGGUGGCAGCUCGUACGGCGAGCGAGGGCGCAGAGUCGGCGCGCGCAGCGCCGUUCAUCGAUAGAACGAGACGAGGAUUGGUCGAGAGCGCGUAGGAAGAGGACGAGGCAAGCAGAGCCGUUCGCGUAUCGUCCAAGUGAUGCGGUUUUCUCCAGUGUCGCGUAGAGUGUAGUGUGUCUCUCUCGCCUUCCUCUUUCCCCCCUCCGUAUUUCUUUGGCGCGUCGAGUGUUCAGUGUGCGUCGAUGUGGAGGUGGUCCGGGCUUCUUCUUACCGAUGACUAAGGAGUGCAUUUAGUGCAAGGACUGAGAAUACCUGGGAGCGUUUGAGAAGUACAUCCCCCGAGACCCCCCCAGCCAAAAUCACACGCCUAACCUCUCCCCUGUCCUCCUUAUCCUCUUCCGCACCCUUUCCCUCCGCAAACUACGACAAGAAGACGUCUCAUCACAGAAGUAGCAGUCGUGAGCACGCAAUGGACGGCAUGGAUAAUAAACCAGCGCUCAAUGAUGACCCUUCGGUCACUUUGACCAUUCGUCUGAUUAUGCAGGGCAAGGAGGUAGGAAGUAUCAUCGGGAAAAAGGGAGAAAUCGUCAAAAGGUUCCGCGAAGAGUCCGGUGCAAAGAUCAACAUAUCCGAUGGAUCUUGUCCUGAACGGAUAGUGACCGUAACCGGGCCAACGAAUUCGAUCUUCAAGGCGUUCACGUUGAUAUGCAAGAAAUUUGAGGAAUGGUGCUCCCAGUUCCACGAUAUCCAGGGUGGUGGUGCCGGUGGUGGCGGUGGCGUACCAAGGCCACCCAUUACACUGAGACUGAUCGUACCAGCUUCUCAAUGUGGCUCGCUCAUCGGUAAAGGUGGCUCGAAGAUCAAGGAGAUUCGCGAGGUUACAGGCGCCUCGAUUCAGGUCGCCUCUGAAAUGUUACCGAAUUCGACCGAACGAGCGGUCACCAUAUCGGGCACGAGCGAAGCUAUAACGCAAUGCAUAUAUCACAUCUGCUGUGUUAUGCUAGAGUCCCCUCCCAAAGGUGCCACGAUCCCUUAUCGCCCCAAACCCCAAGUUGGUGGGCCACUGAUCCUGGCUGGUGGGCAAGCCUACACCAUCCAGGGUAAUUACGCGGUGCCCGCCCACUCGGACGUAAGUACAGUAUUGCCAUUGCCCGCGCCCGCUGCCGGGCCCACCCCGCCCUCGCUGAACACCCAAACUUUGACGACCUCGCCCUUCGCGGCCCACCCUUCCUCCUCGGCCUUUGCCGCUUCUCACGGGCAUCCUCUCCUAUCCACCGCCCACCUUACCAGCCCACAUCAUCCUCUACACCCAAGCCCCUUACACGCCAGCGUGGCAGGCCUCGCCGACCCCCUGCUGAAGAGUGGACACUUGCAGGCAGCCCUCCCGCCCGCACACCUCGUGGCAGACGCCAUGGGCAAGCUUGGCAGUAAUCCUCUUGCUGGCUUGGCGGCUUUGGGCCUUGGUAGUCUCGCCACUCCUGCUAAUACCGGUGGAAUUAAUCCGGCAGCAUUGGCGGCACUAGCGGGUAGCCAGUUACGUACGAACAACACGAAUCGGCAACAGCCAGCGGCGAACAAUCAAACGCACGAAAUGACAGUGCCGAACGAGUUGAUUGGUUGUAUCAUUGGCAAAGGUGGUACCAAGAUAGCUGAGAUACGUCAGAUAUCAGGUGCUAUGAUCAGAAUUAGCAACUGUGAGGAGAGAGAAGGUGGUGCCACGGAUCGUACGAUCACCAUUACAGGAAAUCCGGACGCUGUUGCGUUGGCACAGUAUCUCAUCAAUAUGAGGAUAACAAUGGAAACGUCAGGACUGCCUGUACCAACGUACCACUUCAUAACGCCGGACCACAUCGUCAAAUCACCGAUUCAUUGAAUAUCGCGGACGUUAGCCGCCACGUAUGGUCGUUAUCGUCGUCGAAAGGACGCGGGGCGUCGCGACGUACGCGAGGAGGCUGUCCCUGGCAUCUGGAAGCGGCUCACUAUAGUGUGUUCGACCAGUUUGCUAAUCGACACGCUUGGGAUGAUAAAAAAGAUAAAAAAUAGAGAAAUAGAGGAAGGGAGAUUAGAGACAAAAAAAGAGGUAGAGAAAGAGAGAGGAGGAGGAUUAUAUUAUUAUAUGGAAGGGAAAGAAAAGAAAGAAAGAGAGAGAAAGAGAGAUGCACAAUCGUAGAGAGAGCGAGAGAGAGAGAGAGAGAGAGAGAGACAAAUUAUACACUCGACACGCACGUAAGAAUAUACACGAGAGAGAAUACACGCUAUGAACACACACCCAUAUUACACGUAUACAUUAAACACACGCGUUUUUUCAUCAUAUUGUAUAUAUAUACAUAUAUAUAUAUGUAUGUAUAUGUAUAGAUAUAUGUGUAUGUAUAUAUAUAUAUGUGUGUAUAUAUAUAUAUAUAUAUGCAUAUGUAUAUAUAAAUAUACGUAAGAUAUCGAGAAUACUCGAUGACAAGAGACAAUGAUGUGUAUAUAAGAGAAGCACACACGCGAUUUCGUUGUUAAUUACGAGAUCACACGCGUACAUGAGAGUAUAUACACGAUAAGAAAGAAAAAAAAAAGAAAGAGAGAGAGAGAGAGAAACACGUAUACACUUUAAACAUAUGUAGAAAGAGAGAAAGAGAAAGAGAGAGGGAGAUAAGGAAAGAGACGAAGAAGACACGCACGCGCGUACACGAACACACUCGAGUGUACAAAACUGUACAAAAGAUAUUUAAACAAAGAUAACAAAGAUGAAAAUAAAAAGAAAAAAAAAAAAUGAAGAAAAGAAAAAAGAAAAUUAAACAUACACACAAACAAUGAUGUACGCCGCAGCCAUCACGCGCUGCUGCCGAUUGGUAAAGGGAACAAGCCAAAGAUACGUUAGUUUUCAUUUUUAUAUUUAAACAAAAAAAUGAUGCGAGAGAGACGGGAGAGAGAUACAAGAGAGAGAGAGAGAGAAAGAGAGAGAGCGAAAGAGAGAGAGAGAAAGAGAGAGAGAGAAAGAGAGUUAGAGUUAUUAAUUAUUAAUUAUUAACUAUAUACGAACGCGAUGAUGAUGCUAAAAAAAUACUCUUAGGGCUGGUCGUUUUAGAAUCUUUUUUUUUUUUCCUCGUCGCGAUCUCUCCGCGCUAGCAACGAUCGUACGUUUAAAUAAAAAAAAAACAAAGAAAAGAAAAGAAAAAAUGAGAGAAACAGGCAAACACGGAAUAGGAAGAUCUCUAAGAACAAAAUGGCGAUGGCCGUCGCUGCUCAGCGCUGAGUAUAUCGACGGGGUAGAAAAAAGAAGAAUAAGAAAUAAAUAAAUAAAUAAAUAAAUAAAUAAAUAAAUAAAUAAAUAUAUAAAUAUCGAGACAAUUUAAUCGCGCGCGCGGUAAUUAAUUAAUUAAAACUACUUCAUUGAUUGAUUGAUUGAUUGAUUGAUUGAUUGAUUGAUCGAUUAAUUGGUAGUUUUUUAAAGUAGCUUUUGCAUGCGAGACUCGAUUUCAAAAUUCUCGGACGAACGAUAAUAUAACAACCGUACAUACGUACUUUUCUCCUGUUUCUUCUUCGAUUUCUAUUUCUACUUCUAUUUCUACUUCUUCCACUUCUUAUUGUAAUUCUAAUUCUUAAUCUGCCCUCUCCGAUAUUUUAUUUCUCUCCCCUUAAACUUCGAUGAUCUUUGUUUCAUUCAUUUUCGCGCGAUCGAGAACGAUCGAGGAUCCUCCCAGAAUCACUGAUUCCAACUUGUAGAAUAACUCAUCUCGAGAUACAAUCGAUAAUUAUUAAUAAUAAUACAUAACAAUAAUAAUAGUAAUUAUUAUUAUUACUACUAUUAUUACUAUUAUCAUUAUCUUUUAUCAAUAAUAAUUAAGUAAUUAAUUACUUAUAAUCAUAAUAAUGAAUAAUAAUUAAUUAAAUAAUUAAAAAGAAUAAUAAUAAUAACAAUGAGUAAUAAUAAUAAUAAUAAUUAUUAUUAUUAAUAUAAUUACUAUCGAUUUUCUCCGAGUUAAUCGUCGCGAAGAUCCUCCGCUUCCGUUUCGAUAUCGCCUUCAACGUCGUCCUCACGGUGUUCUUUAUCUCGACCUUCCCUUCCCUUCCCCCCACCAUUUACAACCCCUUAUUCAAUAAAAGAAAAAACGAAGCGACAACAAGAAAAAAAAAUAAGAAAGAAAGAGAGAAAGAUAAUGAUCAGCAAAAAACGAGAAAAAGUAUCGUACAGACGCAUACGCAUACUAAAACGAUCCAAACGAUCGAUAUAAAAGAAAAAAAAAAAAACAAAAAACAAAAUAUAUAUAUAUAACGGAAAGAAAAGGAAAGAUAAAAAAAUGUAUGGAUUAUUAAGGGAAAAAAAUAAAAAUAAAAAAGACAAAAAAAUUGGAGGCAUUCGUCGCGAUUCGUCGAACACGUUACUGCUAGUCGCGCUCUUCUGUUUUGAAGGAAUGAAAUUAUUACGUGGAUUAUAAAUAACGAUAUAUAUUAAUAUUAUAUAUAUAUAUAUAUUUAUUAUACGAUUAUAAAGAGAGAGAAAAAGAGAAAGAGAGAGAGAGAGAGAGAGGAAGGGAGAAUGAAAAAAAAGAAACAAACAAACAAAGACAUACAAAACACACACGCAAUUAAAGGAGAAGAUAAUAUAUUGAUCGAUAAAAAAUGCGAUUUCUCUCGAAAAAGAAAAGAGAGAGAGAGAGAGAGAGAGAGAGAGAGAGAGAGAGAGAGAGAGA